AUGGGUCUCAACGGAUACCUGGAGCGAGGCUUGAGUGCCCUACUCACCAAUGUGCGUCCCACUCUUCUCAAGACUGGAUUCAACAUUGUGAUUCUGGAUGUGGAUGUGUUCUAUCACUGUCUAAGGUCUAUAAUUGCCACUGGGUCAAAUACCGGAAUGCGGUGCUGGAAAACGACAAGUCAACAGCAGACGGUGCGAAUGGACCAGAUAGGUUGGAGCGAUGGGGAAACUGCGUGGGAUAGCCGUUACUGUUAA
Suhomyces tanzawaensis NRRL Y-17324 is the source of this 255-nucleotide messenger RNA. RefSeq lists its product as uncharacterized. The transcript has a single exon. The record is from RefSeq and is a predicted model, not a curated record. NCBI's taxonomy places the organism in Eukaryota, Fungi, Ascomycota, Pichiomycetes, Serinales, Debaryomycetaceae. Bases 1 to 255 code for a protein of 84 amino acids.